Molecule: messenger RNA, 2468 nt
Organism: Cryptococcus amylolentus CBS 6039
Lineage: Eukaryota; Fungi; Basidiomycota; Tremellomycetes; Tremellales; Cryptococcaceae
Exons: 9
Coding region: 301-2331 (676 amino acids)
Biological process (GO): carbohydrate metabolic process
Molecular function (GO): hydrolase activity, hydrolyzing O-glycosyl compounds
Source: RefSeq, a predicted model, not a curated record
CACGCCUACACAGGCUGGUCACAAGUCAGAAUUAUUUAGUCGUGUUAUUGGCGCCGGUGCUAGUUGUCCUACCGCACACUUACCCAUGGAGGGGUAUAAGAGACACCACACAGACCAUGCCCUGCCUCCGUCGCAUUUGUUGCUUCCUUUGAUCGACUCGCUGCCUAUCGACGCGACCCUCCUCAUCCCUCCAACCGGACUUUGAUUCUGGCGACACCCCUUUUUCCUCCAGGAUAUGUACAUAUACCUAUAGAAUCAAGACUUGACUAUCCACCCACCACCACACUCGUUUCAUCCACCAUGUGGAUGCGGACUGUUCUACUGGCCUCUCUAGGCCUUGUCGUUCCUUCUCUCGCCCAAUACGAUCCUUCGUCCUCUGGCUACAGCGUCAAGACUCCCCCACUCUCAACAGACUGGACAGACAAGGUUGGCACAGACCCUUGGACUGAAUACCCUCGACCUCAACAAGUGCGCGACAAAUGGCAGAGUCUCAAUGGUAUCUGGCGCUAUGAAGCGGCGUCCAGCCUGGACGACGUCCAUAGCCCGCCUACCGGCAAGGGAGAAAGUUUCGGGGCACCUAUCAUGAUUCCUAGCUGUCUGGAGAGUGCUCUGAGUGGUGUCAUGGCUGAGGUCGGCAGUGCAAACCUUUCUUGGUUCCAAACCACUUUCAAAGUGCCAUCCGACUGGCAAGGCGAUAAUGUAGUUAUCAACUUUGGAGCCGUCGACUACCAAGCGACAGUCAUUGUCAAUGGGAACAAUGUGACCGCGCACACCGGUGGCUACAAUCGAUUCUGGGUCGAGAUCAGCGAGCAUGUCAACUUUGGAGAGGACAAUGAGCUAUUGGUGUUUGUGCAUGACCCUACAGAUAGUAACGGAUAUGUUGUACCAGUUGGCAAACAGACAAACAUUCCGUCACACAUCUUCUACACGCCUUGCAGUGGUAUCUGGCAGUCUGUCUUUAUCGAGCCGGUUCCCAAGACUUAUAUCGACAAGAUUGACCUGUCAGGCGAUAUGUGGGGCGUCGCCAACAUCACCGUCCACUCUUCCGACAACUCUUUCCAAUCUGUCAAAGUCUCUGUCCUUGACGAGAACGCUUCGACAUUGUAUGAAGGCAAUGGUACUUCCGAUACUGCCUUUACCUUUACCGUCCCAAAUGUCUCUUUGUGGUCGCCUUCAUCCCCAAAGCUAUACAACGUGACUGUCGCACUAGGUGAUGACUCGGUUGACACGUAUAUUGGCUUUAGGACGGUGGAACGCGGUACAGUACAAGCGGUCACCAGGCCUUUGUUGAACGGUGACUUCUUCUUUGCCUUUGGUCCUCUAGAUCAAGGCUUCUGGCCCGACGGUCUUUAUACCCCCCCUAACCACGAAGCUAUGGUUUACGACCUCCAGUUCCUCAAAGACCUCGGUUUCAACAUGGUCCGAAAACAUAUCAAGGUCGAAACCGAUCUUUUCUACCGAGCGUGCGACGAAAUCGGAUUGUUAGUCAUGCAAGAUAUGCCUUCAUUCAACGAAGACCUACUUCCGAAUGAUGAACAACAAGCGCAAUUCGAAUCCCAGCUCGAAGAGAUGGUCCAGCUUCACAAAUCAUUCCCCUCCAUUUACGCCUGGGUCAUCUACAACGAAGGCUGGGGACAGCUGGACCGUGGACCCGAAGUGGAGAUCACCCCGAGGCUGCAGUCCUGGGAUCCCACGCGAUUGGUCAACUCUGUGACAGGGUGGCAUGAUCAUGGGGCUGGUGACUUUUUGGAUGACCACCAUUAUGUCGAGCCACAGUGUGGAAUGGCUAAUGCCUCGGGACCUUCGUCGCCAUACGACCCAGACAGGAUCGGUUUCCAAGGCGAGUUUGGUGGUCUUGGGCACAACGUCUCCAUCGAUCAUCUGUGGAAUGUACCUGAAGCUAUUGCCGCAAUCAACGAGACGUACGAGAUUGACAAGACCAUCGACGAAUGGAACUCUCGAGCCCACACUGUCCUCGGGAUUCUCGAAUCUCAGAUCAAAGACUAUGCUUGCUCGGGUGGUGUCUGGACACAGACGACGGAUGUUGAAGGAGAAAUCAACGGUCUGAUGACUUAUGAUCGUCGUGUCAAGCGAACGGUUGAGUCACAGUGGAAGUCCGACAUCCAAGCCUUGUACAAGGCCGCAGCUGCGAGGGGCGGAGGUGACGGUAUUGGUCCGGCGUCGACCGCGAAUGAUACUGCCUCCAGUACUGUGCUUGCUUCCCAGCCCUCUGAAAGUGUCUCGAGUUCUGGAAGGAAAGCGGAAGGUGGAGGUGUGCUGGGUCUGUUCUUUGGAGCCUUUGUGACGGCUACUUUUCCUAUCGUGUUUUGAUAAUCGAUACUUGUUUCUUUGAUAAUCUUACCUUGUGGCGUGCUUUUGAGUAUCUGAUCUCCGAAUUUAAUUCUCGAAUGUGAUUCAUCUCGUGUUGAAAUGCGGAUGCUACAUAAGUGAUGCUACGUGUGAGUUGU